AUGCGGCCCGCCCCGACUGCGCUCUGCCUGCGCCUGGCGUGGGCCCUGGGCCUGGCCCUGGCCGGCCCCCUGGCUGCGGGGUGGGCCUCGGCCCGGGCCCCGGUCUAUGUCAACAGCUGGGCCGUGCAGGUGUCCCAGGGUCACCGCGAGGCCGAGCGCCUGGCACGCAAAUUCGGCUUCGUCAACCUGGGGCAGAUCUUCCCUGACGGGCAGUACUUCCACCUGCGACACCAGGGCGUGGCCCAGCAGUCCCUGGCCCCGCACUGGGGCCACCGCCUGCGCCUGAAGAAAGACCCCAAGGUGCAGUGGUUCGAGCAGCAGACACUGCGGCGACGGGUGAAGCGCUCCCUGGCCAUGCCACUCACGGACCCCUGGUUCUCCAAGCAGUGGUACAUGAACAACCAGAUGCAGCCAGACCUGAAUGUCCUGCAGGUCUGGAGCCAGGGGCUGUCCGGCCAGGGCAUCGUGGUCUCCAUCCUGGACGAUGGCAUCGAGAAAGACCACCCAGACCUCUGGGCCAACUACGACCCCCUGGCCAGCUAUGACUUUAAUGACUACGACCCAGACCCCCAGCCUCGAUACACGUCCAGUGACGAGAACCGGCACGGGACCCGCUGUGCUGGGGAAGUGGCAGCCAUGGCGAAUAACAGCUUCUGCGGCACAGGCGUCGCCUUCAACGCCCGCAUUGGAGGCGUGCGCAUGCUGGACGGCAUCAUCACCGAUGUCAUUGAGGCCCGGGCGCUGAGCCUGCACCCGCAGCACAUCCACAUCUACAGCGCCAGCUGGGGCCCCGAGGACGACGGCCGCACGGUGGACGGCCCGGGCAUCCUCACCCGCGAGGCCUUCCGGCGCGGCGUGACCGAAGGCCGCGGCGGGCUGGGCACGCUCUUCGUCUGGGCAUCGGGGAACGGCGGGCUCCACUACGACGACUGCAACUGCGACGGCUACACCAACAGCCCUCACACACUGUCAGUGGGCAGCACCACCCAGCAGGGCCGCGUGCCCUGGUACAGCGAGGCCUGCGCCUCCACGCUCACCACCACCUACAGCAGCGGCCUGGCCACCGACCCCCAGAUCGUCACCACAGACCUGCACCACCUGUGCACAGACAAGCACACGGGCACCUCGGCCUCAGCCCCGCUGGUGGCAGGCGUGAUCGCCCUGGCUCUGGAGGCCAACCCGUUCCUGACCUGGCGGGACAUGCAGCAUCUGGUGGUCCGCGCAUCCAAGCCGGCACAGCUACAGGCCGAGGACUGGAGCACCAACGGUGUGGGGCGCCAAGUGAGCCACCACUACGGCUAUGGGCUGCUGGACGCCGGGCUGAUGGUGGACAUGGCCCGCACCUGGCUGCCCACAAGGCCGCAGAAGAAAUGCUCCAUCAGGGUCCUGCACAACCACAUCCCCAUCCUGCCGCUGAUGAAGGUGGGGAAGAACGUGUCGGCCUGCGCGGGCUCCCGCAACUACAUCCGCUCACUGGAGCAUGUGCAGGUGCAGCUGUCACUGGCCUACAGCCGCCGUGGAGACCUGGAGAUCUCGCUCACCAGCCCCCUGGGCACCCGCUCCACCCUCAUGGCCAUCAGGGAUGCUGUACCGCUACACGCUGCUGCUCUAUGGGACGGCCGAGGACAUGAUGGCACGGCCCACGGGCCCCUAGGUGACCAGCAGCGCGUGUGUGCGGUGGGACUCAGAGGGGCAGCACCCGGGUGA
This is a messenger RNA of Cynocephalus volans (Philippine flying lemur), 1707 nucleotides long. It is a transcript of the gene PCSK4, whose product is annotated as proprotein convertase subtilisin/kexin type 4. The transcript is spliced from 13 exons. Gene Ontology annotation, cellular component: trans-Golgi network; Golgi membrane. Gene Ontology annotation, molecular function: serine-type endopeptidase activity. Gene Ontology annotation, biological process: peptide hormone processing. The coding region runs from base 1 to 1707 and encodes 568 amino acids. NCBI's taxonomy places the organism in Eukaryota, Metazoa, Chordata, Mammalia, Dermoptera, Cynocephalidae. The record is from RefSeq and is a predicted model, not a curated record.